Messenger RNA from Carlito syrichta (Philippine tarsier), 1776 nucleotides. It is a transcript of the gene STYK1, whose product is annotated as serine/threonine/tyrosine kinase 1. The record is from RefSeq and is a predicted model, not a curated record. Lineage: Eukaryota; Metazoa; Chordata; Mammalia; Primates; Tarsiidae. Gene Ontology annotation, biological process: positive regulation of kinase activity; cell surface receptor protein tyrosine kinase signaling pathway; multicellular organism development. Gene Ontology annotation, cellular component: signaling receptor complex. Gene Ontology annotation, molecular function: transmembrane receptor protein tyrosine kinase activity; ATP binding. The transcript has 9 exons. Bases 52 to 1335 code for a protein of 427 amino acids.
ACUUGCUGUGUGCCCUCUGCACUCUCUGUGGGGCCAUCAGAGAAGUGGACAAUGGGGGAUGAGAGGGUCAUGACACGGAUGCUACUGGAAUGCAGUCUCACUGACAAGUUGUGUGUUGUCCAGGAGCGGCAGUAUGAAGUGAUCGUUGUCCCAGCUCUCCUGGUUGGCAUCUUCCUCAUCCUUCUUGGGGUCAUCCUGUGGCUCUUUAUCAGAGGACAAAGAGCCCAACAGCAGCAUUCUGGACUCCGAGGCACUGCCCCCACAUCUCCAUCUAGGGACACAAGCUGGGAAGCAGCAAGACACGGGGGAAAUGUGGUUGUGCCACUGAAGGAGACAUCAGUGGAAAGCUUUCUACAAGCUACCACACCUGCACUGGCUAAGCUGCAGGUGCCCCGGGAGCAACUCUCUGAAGUUCUGGAGCAGAUCCACAGUGGUAGUUGUGGGCCCAUCUAUCGAGCCAAAAUGAACACUGGGGACUCUGCUAAGUGCAAGAGUGUUGUCCUCAAGGCUUUAAAAGAACCAGCUGAGCUCCAUGAGGUUCAGGAUUUCUUAGGGCGAAUCCAGUUCUACCAGUACCUGGGGAAACACAAAAACCUGGUACAGCUGGAAGGCUGCUGCACAGAAAGGCUGCCCCUCUAUAUGGUGUUGGAGGAUGUGGCCCACGGAGACCUGCUCAGCUUUCUCUGGACCUGUCGCCGGGAUGUGAUGACCAUGGAUGGUCUUCUCUAUGAUAUCACAGAAAAACAAGUAUAUCACAUUGGAAAGCAGGUCCUUUUGGCUCUGGAAUUUCUGCAGGAUAAACAUCUGUUACAUGGGGAUGUGGCAGCCAGGAAUAUCCUGAUUCAAAGCGAUCUUACUGCUAAGCUCUGUGGACUGGGUCUGGCUUAUGAAGUCCACUCUCAUGGGGCCAUCUCCUCUACUCAAACCAUACCUCUAAAGUGGCUUGCCCCAGAACGGCUUCUCCUGAGACCUGCUGGCAUCAGAGGAGACAUCUGGUCUUUUGGGAUCCUGCUGUAUGAAAUGGUGACUCUAGGGGCACCACCGUAUCCUGAAGUCCCUCCUACCAGCAUCCUACAGCAUCUCCAGAGAAGGAAAAUCAUUAAGAGACCCAGCAGCUGCACACAAACCAUGUAUAGUAUUAUGAAGUCCUGCUGGCGCUGGAGUGAGAAGGGCCGCCCCUUACCUAGAGAGUUACGCUUGCGCCUAGAAGCUGCUGCUAGAACUGCAGAUGACAAGGCUGUAUUACAAGUACCAGAGUUGGUGGUACCUGAACUGUAUGCAGCUGUGGCCGGCAUCAGAGUGGAGAGUCUCUCCUACAACUACAGCAUUCUUUGAAGAGCCUCAGGCAAGAAACACAUAUGAGUGAUUGUAUUGUUCUUGGAACCAAUUCCUCCAAGAAAAGAGAAUGGACUUUAUGGUGGAAUACACAGGGAGAAAUGGCAUAUGAAUCCUGGAUAAGCCUUUAUGCAUUUCUCUAGAAAUCUGAAAUGAUGCUGAAUGAGGCUUUACACACCAUAUAUGCUGAGCUGACAAAUACUAUUGUUCCCAUUUCUGCUGUUGUACUCCUAGAGAACUUGGGUAGAAGAGGAGGGCAGUGUCAUUGCAAAGAUUUAAAAAAUUGGCAGUGCUUACUGGGGCAUGGCACAAACAAGCUUGUCCCUCCUAUCCUGGCUAGUUUCCUCCUGAACCAUGUUUUUGUAUAACUAUUAUGAGGCACAGAGAAUUUGGAAUGAAAUGAAGGUCAGGCCCAGUGGCUCAAGCCUAUAAUCAGCACUU